AUGUCUGCUACACUCGACUGUGCAUUGGAUUCAAAUCUUGCUUCCCGUAUACAGUCCAAUCCCGCAGAUGAUCCACUUGUCAUGUAUAUUGUUUUAAGAAAAGAUCUGGCAAAGACAUGGCCAUCGGGAAGUAUGGUAACUCAGGCCUGCCAUGCAGUCACAAAAGUCCUUGCAAAGCACCCAACAGAUUCUAGAGUGGUCGAGUACCUUGACAAGUUGGAAACUAUGCAUAAAGUGGUUCUUGGAAUCAAAAAUCUUGGCCAGUUGAGGAAACUGCAGGAGUUAAUGUGCGAGGCUGCCAUGGACCAUGAGGAAUGGGUUGAAUUGCCAGAAGACACUGUCACUGCUAUUGCAACUCUGCCAUAUCGGAGAUCAGUUGCUCUUCCCUUUUUCAAAACUACCAGAUGCGAACUGUACAAGAACUAG
Messenger RNA from Batrachochytrium dendrobatidis JAM81, 426 nucleotides. RefSeq lists its product as uncharacterized. Lineage: Eukaryota; Fungi; Chytridiomycota; Chytridiomycetes; Rhizophydiales. The record is from RefSeq and is a predicted model, not a curated record. Gene Ontology annotation, molecular function: peptidyl-tRNA hydrolase activity. Bases 1 to 426 code for a protein of 141 amino acids. The transcript is spliced from 2 exons.